Molecule: messenger RNA, 1824 nt
Organism: Andrographis paniculata
Lineage: Eukaryota; Viridiplantae; Streptophyta; Magnoliopsida; Lamiales; Acanthaceae
Product: probable F-box protein At5g47300
Exons: 2
Coding region: 203-1612 (469 amino acids)
Molecular function (GO): protein binding
Source: RefSeq, a predicted model, not a curated record
UCUGGGAUGAUUGGGGAAAAACAUGGGGUGUUCCUGUAAGGGGUUAAGGCAUAUUUGUUUAGAUUGGUAGCAUCAGAUGUGACAUGAGCUCUGACUCAUUGAAAACACCUUGGUUUAGAUCACCUUUUUUCUGUUAUCUCUUGUCUUUGUCUUUGUCUUUGUCCUUUGGCUGCCAUGAAAAGAUUUAUUGGAAUCUUUUUUCAUGUUGCUACAACAGCAAGCAUUAACAACAGGUUUGGGAGAAUUGAAACAAGGCACCAUGCAUUGCAGUAGCUUGGGAGGACUGAUGAUGCGCAGAAGAGUAAGAAGAUCGAGGCAAACCGGAGCCGAGCGGCGGUGGCGAAUGCUAAUUGAAUUUCUUCAGAUGGAAUAUGCUGCAAGGCAGGGUAGAACAGGACAUGAAGCUGUCUCAACACAGCUAGAAAUUGGGGAUGUAAGUCAGAUGACGAGGCUUUCGCAAGAUUUGCUCUCGGAGAUUUUGGUCCGGGUGCCGGGCGAGACCCUUUUCCAGGUGCAGUUUUCUUGCAAGAAAUGGUAUGGUUUGAUCAACAGCUCUGUUUUCGUAAGAUGUCAAGCCCAGCAAUGCGACAAGGUUCUGCUAUCUCAAAACGUAACUCUCUUAGAACCUAUCUCGAAUCCUCUUUAUAACGAUGAUGAUGGUGGUGAGUGUAAGUCUUUCUUCCAUUAUUUGGAUUUGGGUGAUGGGACUGAUGGUUUUAUGGAGUCGGGCGUGGUCGAAGUGGGGGAUGUCAAAGCAAGCUGCGAUGGUUUGGUUCUUGCCACGAUGGGCAAGGGCGAGGGCUUGAUACUCAUGAACCCUGUGACUAGAAAGCAUACGGUGCUGCCAUUAGGUACAGAUGCCGUAUUUCAUGGCUACGGUAUUGCAUUCUGUAAAGAGGCAAAAACGUACAAGGUGGCUCACUUGUUUCAUGAAAAAACGGGGCACCGUGGAUGUGAGAUACUUAGCAUGUCUACAAGAAAAUGGACUAGAAUAGAUGUACCCCAUGGGCUAUUGAUGUACACCAGACAUAUGGUAUCUAUUGAAGGGUCAUUGUAUUGGACACCUAGGAAGUACAGUAGUGACUUCUUUGUUGUGAUGAAUAUGGAGGAUGAGAAGUUUGAUACCAAGAAACUUCCGGUUGUUUGUGUUUUCAAAGAUCGACUAAUUGAGAUUGGUGGGAGACUUGGAUUUGUAUCCGGGACAAGGCUUGGUGUACUGCAAGUUUGGAUUAUGGCCGAGGAAGGAGGAAUGAAUGAGCUGUGGAGACAUUGUUAUAGCAUCAAUGUGAGUAGUGUCGGGCAUCCUUUGCCUCUUUGUAGCACGAAAAAUGGGAAAGAGAUAGUUUUGGAAAGUACAACCCGCUGUCUGUAUCUUACAAACUUGGACACAGGCGAGAUCAAGCAGGUUCGAUCAAGAACUGUGAACCCCGAAUGGUCGGGAGAUAUGGACAGUAACUAUAUUCCUCACAGGAACACCCUAGCAUCGUGGGAUGAUCAUAUCGGAAACUACAGGUAUCAGGAAACCAUUUCUGUUGAUUUAGUAGAAUCCGGAGAUCAGCAAUCGGAGACUUCGCGGACUCAUCGACCUCAGAAGCUCCAAAGAAACAUAUAGGUUCUUAUAGACACUGCAAACAGCCUAAUUCAAUUGUAUUUGGGGGCCUAUUGCUAAGCUGCAGCUACAUUGUUGUUCUUGCUUUCUCACCAUCAUGAUAUUGUACAAUAAUAAUGUUUAUCUACUUUCCACUCUAAAGUACUAUAUCAUCAAAUUAACUCUCUUCUUUUUCAAAUGAUCAAGAACACUAAAUUUCGUGCCAGUAAAGAAAG